Molecule: messenger RNA, 3200 nt
Organism: Lotus japonicus
Lineage: Eukaryota; Viridiplantae; Streptophyta; Magnoliopsida; Fabales; Fabaceae
Exons: 9
Coding region: 1582-3180 (532 amino acids)
Source: RefSeq, a predicted model, not a curated record
AGAGAGGCUCUCAACUCCGCACUUGAUGAGGAAAUGUCAGCAAAUCCUAAAGUCUUCUUGAUGGGUGAAGAGGUUGGGGAAUAUCUAACCUUUAACCCUUCCAGCUCAUGUGAUGAAAAUAACAAUCGUUUAAAUCAGAGAACAUGACAUAUAUCAUGAUAACAAUGCCCCAUUGGUUUCUGAAAAACCUGUGUGGUUAAUGAGACGUUUUCCUUCUGAUGAAUGAUUUCAUUCACUUGGAGGGACAACUUCUUAGAGCUCAAACUGUGUCCCAACACACUGCAUGGUUCCAAUCCAAUUAAUGUGCUUUCACUGAACAAUCACAUGUUCUUAGGACAAUUUCAUCUUGAAGUCAAGAGUCACUGAACGAUCAUUGGUAUAUAAAGGAUCUAUAACAGCGUCGAGUCCGACGCCGUAGUUGGAGGUUGAUCGGUGACAUUGCAGAAGUGUCCUGCCUUAUAAUGUUGAAGAGGAACCGUUGCUGAACACCGUUUAAACCUUCCACCUCCAUCUUUUCCAUGCCGCCACCGCCAAGUUCCAGUGAACAAACUCUAGCUUAUUUUCCAGGUUAUAAUUGAUUCACAUCCUUUAAUAGUGGCUUUACUUGCAGCUUUGUUAUUUGGUGUGUGAUUGAAGCCACUUGGAGGAUUUAUGUGUUUUGGAUCUAAGAUUAGUGUAUUUGCAUACUCAAAUCUUUUGGACUACAAUGAUUCUGGAAAUGUGAGCUCAUUACGGAAGGUCGACCAUUUUCCACAUUAAGGUAAAUUUAUCCUCCUUCCCACAGAGCACGCUAUAGUUUUUCAUUUUUUUUUUAAUAUUCAAUUGCUUUUCUAACAUUUUACUUGUGCGGUUGUGUUUAUUAGCAGUAGAGAAAAUGCUAAAAGGAAUGCAUGUAUAGUUUUAUCAUCCUUGACAUGAUGAGUAACAAAGCCAGAAUGACAAGGUAGAUCUCAUCCAUUGUGGCUGGGGUUGAUUAAGUGAAGUUUGAAUUUGAGAGACGUGUUAUUUGGGUUAUGUUUUUAUUUACUUAGUAUUGGGAUUGUUUUUGUCAGGAUUACUAGGAUUACUGUUAGUGGUUUUUAAGUUGUGGUGUUUUUUUCAUGUUUAUUUUAUAGUUUCAAUAAUGUGUAUUGUUUCUGAAUUGGUUCUUAGUAGCAAAGCGAAACUGAGAAUAACAAGGUAUAUAGAUCUCUUCUCUUAUGAUUUGUUUUCUUUAGUUAGUAGUACCUAAUCAUUUAGGUCGACUAUAUAUUGUCAAUGAUUUUGUUUUUGUAUCAUAGAAGAGAUUGAAUUGAGCUUUUUUUUUUAUAUAUUUAGAUUUUGCUCCUUCGAAAGACUUUUUGUAUAUUUAUUAACUCGGUGGUGAUAUGAAAAAAAUAAAAGAGUUUAAAAAAAUAAUUUAAGAAAAUAAAAAAUAGAAAUGAAACAUAAUAAUCUAAUUUUGUUUUCCUCAUGUAACAAAAAAAAAUCUAAUUUUGUAUUUAGAGAUAUUAGAUGAAAUAUAGUGAACAAUAAUUAAAAUAAAAAACCAGUGAAAUUGAGUUGCAUCUGUUCAGAAUCAUUAUUUGUUAAGAGAGGAGGAUGGAGUGUGAGUCGACCGUGUUCUCUCCACAUGGAGAAGGCAGCUCAAAGCCGCCGGACGACGACACCCACGCACAACGAACAAGCUUCAGAGACAAACUCAUGGGGGGAAUCCCAGCCCCUCCUUCACAAAAGUUUGAGGACCUGAUUGAGAAUGGAACUAUGAAGGUGAUUUACGUAGAUGAUAAUCCACUGCUUCCCAGAAUAGUAGUGGAGAGAAGGGUGAUUGAUGAUAUGUGUUCCAUAUGGACGAAUGCACUGGUCGUUGCGUUAUUGGGGAAGCGAUUGGGAUACAAGCUGAUGAAGGCAAAGCUGACAAGCCUUUGGAAACUCUCUGGAGAUUUUGAUCUGAUAGAUGUAGACAAUGGCUUCUACAUGGUGAAGUUUGACAGAGAUGAGGAUAGAGAUAAGGUGAUGAGUGGCGGUCCCUGGAUGAUUUUUGACCACUACCUUGCGGUGGCGACCUGGAGCCCGGAGUUUAUUUCUCCAGCAGCAAGGGUCAAGAAAACUCUGGCAUGGAUACGCAUUCCGGGGCUGAAUGUAGCCUUCUACAAUGAAAGUUACCUGAUGUCAGCCGCCCGGGCAAUUGGCAAGCCAAUUAGGCUAGACAGAAACACUCUCAGGGCAGAUCGGGGCAGGUUUGCAAGAAUUUGUGUGGAACUUGAUUUGGAUAAGCCUGUGGUGGGUAAGAUUUGCCUGGAAGAUUACUGGUACAAGAUUGAGUAUGAGGGUUUGCAUGUGAUAUGCACCAAGUGUGGGUGCUAUGGCCAUAGAGCUUGUGAGUGCAAAGUGCAGGACAAACCGACGCCGAAUGGCAGUGUUUCGCCGGUGUCGGAAAAGGUGGCCGGAGCUCCGGGGGAGAAAACGGGGAACGAUGGCCAGGUGGGGCCCAUGGAGGAUCAAACGAUGGAGGGGACGUUACCAAAGGAAGCCGUUACAGAAGGAAUUAGUGCCAGCAGACCAAUCAUUGAUGAUGCGAUUCAGGUUGAGAAAAAUGGCAUUAACCCCAAUAAUGGGGCCGAAGGGGACCCACAUGGGCAAUGGUUGACGGUUACAAAAAGAAAAAAGCAAAACAAGAAGAAACCCAUUGAGCACGUGGCUAAGGUGGCGGCGGAAGUGCUACCAGUGAAGAAGAAAGGAAACGGAAGUCAAGGGAAAUUAAGAGUUAAUGAUGAGAAAGUUAAGGCUCAUGAUGUUAUGAAGAAGCAUAACGGAAUUCAAGGGAAGAAUAUUCCAGCAAGUCAAAGCAAUGAUGAAUGCAUAAUUAUUGGGGAGGCUUUAAAAGGGAAAUCUGUUGCUUCCCCAACGCCUCAAAUUUUCCAAUUUGGCAGUUCUAGUGGGCCCACCUUGGAUACGCAUAACAAGAAGCGGAGGCUAAGGGGGGAUGAUUGGGAUCGAGUGAUUUCAAAAGGGACAAGCAAUGAAAUGCAGCGGGACCCACUGCAAAUUCGAAACCAACACACGGGUGGACUGAGUGAGGACGUCAUGGAGAUGUCAGUUACGAUGGUAAAUGACUUGAAGCUCAUUAAUGUGGCAUCCGAAACAGGAGAAAGCCAGGAAAAAAAUUCAAAUGUUAUCAAUGAUGAACGGAAUCAUUGAAGCAGGGGCCUGGGGAUUAC